Molecule: messenger RNA, 877 nt
Organism: Pseudomassariella vexata
Lineage: Eukaryota; Fungi; Ascomycota; Sordariomycetes; Amphisphaeriales; Pseudomassariaceae
Exons: 2
Coding region: 207-422 (71 amino acids)
Source: RefSeq, a predicted model, not a curated record
GAUAAUUUGUGAUUUGUGGUCUUACCAGUCGUAUAUAAAUCAGUCCACCCAACGCGCCUUCUGCUGUGACCAAUUCCUUUAGACACUCAAACCACCUUCACAACUUAAAGACUUUUGCAACUUUCAAGGAGAACCCAUCACUACCAAUUCAGAACUUUACACUACCACAUACACCAAAUAAACAACACCACACUUCCACCGCCACAAUGGGUGCCGUCGUCUCUUGUGUCCAAAACCUCUUCCGAACCAUUGGAAACUGCCUCAUGGCCAUCGUCAACGGCAUCGCUUCCAUCCUGACCGCCAUCAUCCACGGCAUCGCCUCCUUCUUCACCAUCCUCAUCUCGUUCCUGACCUGCGGAUAUUGUGGUCGCAGGCGAGGCGGAACAAUGCGUUCGCACGGCCAUACCACGAGUCGGGUUUAGUGCGCACCCGUCUGUUAUGAGGGAAAAAUGUCCCUAAGCUCGAGGCAGACAGAUGGGUGAGCUCAUCAUGUCCGGUCAUAGCAUGAUGGAUUGAAAUGGGAUUGGAGUUGCGGCGGUGGCGGUGGUACGGGGGAGGAGUGCUGGAGAAAGAAGGAUGAUGGAAGGGACGAACGAAUUAUUGCAGUGGACAUGAUUUCACGAUACCCCCUUUUCACGAUGAUUGGCAUGACGCCUUUGCGGUCUCAUUUUUCAGAGUUGCACAAUACCCAAUUGUAUUCUUGAGUACACUACAACCGAUAUGCCUAUGUAUCCAAUGCGUGCAUGUUAAAAUCAUAACAUAUUCCCAGUCCUGCCCACAUCGUAUCGUAACCUUCGUAACCUUUGGGUAGUGAUGUAUACGGAUCGGAUACUAUUCGUACAAAGGUUGUGCUUGGCCAAGUUUAACUGAUACUCAC